Marmota monax (woodchuck) is the source of this 5313-nucleotide messenger RNA. It is a transcript of the gene Ptpn23, whose product is annotated as protein tyrosine phosphatase non-receptor type 23. The transcript has 24 exons. NCBI's taxonomy places the organism in Eukaryota, Metazoa, Chordata, Mammalia, Rodentia, Sciuridae. Gene Ontology annotation, molecular function: protein tyrosine phosphatase activity; protein binding. The coding region runs from base 94 to 5073 and encodes 1659 amino acids. Gene Ontology annotation, biological process: endocytic recycling; protein dephosphorylation; early endosome to late endosome transport. The record is from RefSeq and is a predicted model, not a curated record. Gene Ontology annotation, cellular component: endosome.
GACUUCCGGCGCGGAGGGGCGGGGCCGUGCGCGCGGUUGAACCCGCAACUAAGCGGCGAAGGGAGCGGCCAGUGGCCGCAGGGCGCUGUCGCCAUGGAGGCUGUGCCCCGCAUGCCCAUGAUCUGGCUGGACUUGAAGGAGGCCGGGGACUUCCUCUUCCAGCCAGCCGUGAAGAAGUUUGUCCUAAAGAAUUAUGGAGAGAACCCAGAAGCCUACAAUGAGGAACUGAAGAAGCUGGAGUUGCUCAGACAGAAUGCUGUCCGUGUCCCACGGGACUUUGAGGGCUGCAGUGUCCUCCGAAAGUACCUUGGCCAACUCCACUAUCUGCAGAGUCGGGUGCCCAUGGGCUCGGGUCAGGAGGCUGCUGUCCCUGUCACCUGGACUGAGAUCUUCUCAGGCAAGUCUGUGGCCCAUGAGGACAUCAAGUAUGAGCAGGCCUGCAUUCUCUACAACCUUGGUGCACUGCACUCCAUGCUGGGGGCCAUGGACAAGAGGGUGUCUGAGGAGGGCAUGAAGGUCUCCUGUACCCACUUCCAAUGUGCAGCAGGUGCCUUUGCCUACCUGCGUGAGCACUUCACACAGGCGUACAGUGUUGACAUGAGCCGCCAGAUCCUCACUCUCAAUGUGAACCUCAUGCUGGGCCAGGCUCAGGAGUGCCUGCUGGAGAAGUCGAUGUUGGACAACAGGAAGAGCUUUCUCGUGGCUCGCAUCAGUGCACAGGUGGUGGAUUACUACAAGGAGGCGUGCAGGGCCUUGGAGAACCCUGACACUGCCUCACUGCUGGGCCGGAUCCAGAAGGACUGGAAGAAACUGGUGCAAAUGAAGAUCUACUACUUUGCAGCUGUGGCUCAUCUGCACAUGGGGAAACAGGCUGAGGAGCAGCAGAAAUUUGGAGAGCGGGUGGCCUACUUCCAGAGUGCCCUGGACAAGCUCAAUGAAGCUAUCAAGUUGGCCAAGGGCCAGCCUGAUACUGUGCAGGAUGCACUUCGUUUUGCUAUGGAUGUCAUUGGAGGAAAAUAUAAUUCUGCCAAGAAGGACAAUGACUUCAUCUACCAUGAGGCAGUCCCAGCACUGGACACCCUUCAGCCAGUGAAAGGAGCCCCCUUGGUGAAGCCCUUGCCGGUGAACCCCACAGACCCAGCUGUUACAGGUCCUGACAUCUUUGCCAAACUGGUACCCAUGGCUGCCCAUGAGGCCUCAUCACUGUACAGUGAGGAGAAAGCCAAGCUGCUUCGGGAGAUGAUGGCCAAAAUUGAAGAUAAGAAUGAGGUCCUUGACCAAUUCAUGGAUUCAAUGCAGCUGGAUCCUGAGACAGUGGACAACCUCGAUGCCUAUAGCCAUAUCCCACCCCAGCUCAUGGAGAAGUGUGCGGCACUCAGCGUCCGGCCUGACACUGUCAAGAACCUUGUUCAGUCCAUGCAAGUGUUGUCAGGCGUGUUCACGGAUGUGGAGGCCUCCUUGAAGGAUAUCAAGAACCUUCUGGAAGAGGAUGAACUGCAAGAGCAGAAGUUGCAGGAGGCAGUGGGCCAGUCUGGGGCCAGCCCAGCUGUCACCAAAGCUGAGCUGGCAGAAGUGAGGCGAGAAUGGGCCAAGUACAUGGAAGUGCACGAGAAGGCCUCUUUCACCAACAGCGAGCUGCACCGUGCCAUGAAUCUGCAUGUCAGCAACCUGCGCCUGCUCAGUGGGCCACUGGACCAGGUCCGGGCUGCCCUGCCCACACCAGCCCUCACCCCAGAGGACAAGGCUGUGCUGCAGAACCUGAAGCGCAUCCUGGCCAAGGUGCAGGAGAUGCGGGACCAACGCGUGUCUCUAGAGCAGCAGCUGCGUGAGCUGAUUCAAAAGGAUGACAUCACUGCCUCUCUGGUCACCACAGACCACUCAGAGAUGAAGAAGCUGUUUGAGGAGCAACUGAAGAAGUAUGACCAGCUGAGGGUAUACCUUGAGCAGAACCUGGCUGCCCAGGACAACGUCCUUCGUGCACUGACUGAGGCCAAUGUGCAAUAUGCAGCUGUGCGGCGGGUGCUUAGCGAACUGGACCAAAAGUGGAACUCUACACUGCAGACCCUGGUGGCCUCAUAUGAAGCCUAUGAGGACUUGAUGAAAAAGUCACAGGAGGGCAAGGACUUCUAUGCAGACCUGGAAAGCAAGGUGGCUACCUUGCUGGAACGAGCACAGUCUACCUGCCAGGCCAGAGAGGCCGCCCGCCAGCAGCUCCUAGAGAGGGAGCUGAAGAAGAAGCCGCCACCACGGCCUACAGCCCCAAAGCCACUGCUACCCCGCAGGGAGGAGGGUGAGGUGGUGGAGACAGGAGACCCCCCCGAGGAGCUGCGCAGUUUGCCCCCUGACAUGAUGGCUGGCCCACGGCUGCCUGACACCUUCCUGGGAACUGCUACUCCACUCCGCUUUCCUCCCGGCCCCUUCCCCAGCUCCACAGGCCCAGGACCUCACUAUCUCUCAGGCCCCUUACCCCCUGGCACCUACUCAGGCCCUACCCAGCUGAUGCAGCCCAGGGCUUCAGGCCCCCCUGCAAUGCCCAUGGCACCUGGGCCUGCUGUCUACCCAGCCCCUACCUACACACCGGAGAUGGGCCUUGUGCCCCGGUCCUCCCCACAGCAUGGUAUUGUGAGCAGUCCCUAUGGGGGGGUAGGGCCACCCCCAGCAGUUGGUCUGCCUUCAGCCCCACCUCCCCAGUUCUCAGGCCCCGAGUUGGCCAUGGCAGUUCGGCCAGCCACCACCACAGUAGAUAGUGUCCAGGCCCCCAUUUCCAGCCAUGCUGCACCCCGGCCAAACCCCACCCCCACUCCUUCCCAGCCAUGUUUCCCAGUUCCCCCAUCACAGCCCCUGCCCCCACCCUACACCUACCCUAUAGGAACCAAGCCACCCCUCACAGCACCCCCAUCUCAGCACCAUUUUCCUCCUGGCAUCCCAACAGGGUUUCCAGCCCCCAGGAUUUCACCCCAGCCUCAGCCUCCACAGGCAGCAUUUGGACCUCAGCACCCCCAGCAGCCCCUUCCAUUCCAGCAUCCACACCUCUUCCCACCCCAGGCAUCAGGACUCAUACCGGCACAACCCCUAUACCCUUUCACCUCUCAACCUGGUGUCAGCCUGGGGCAGCCACCACCCCCCAUGCACACCCAACUCUACCCAGGCCCUUCUCAAGAUCCUCUGCCCCCACACUCGGGGGCUUUGCCUUUCCCCAGCCCUGGGCCACCUCAGCCUCCCCAUCCCACCCUGGCAUAUGGUCCUGCCCCAUCUCCCAGGCCCCUGGGCCCCCAGGCAGUCCCCCUCUCCAUUCGAGGUCCUCCACCUACUGGCCAGCCCACUCCUAGUCCCCACCUGGUGCCUUCACCUGCUCCAUCGCCGGGGCCUGGCCCCGUACCCUCUCGGCCCCCAGCAGCAGAGCCACCGCCGUGCCUGCGCCGAGGCACUGCGGCUGCAGACCUGCUCUCCUCUAGCCCUGAGAGCCAACAUGGUGGCACUCAGCCUCCUGGGGGUGGGCAGCCCCUGCUGCAGCCUACCAAGGUGGAUGCAGCUGAGGGCCGGCGGCCACAGGCCCUGCGGCUGAUCGAGCGGGACCCAUAUGAGCAUCCUGAGAGGCUUCGACAGUUGCAGCAGGAGCUGGAGUCUUUUCGAGGUCAACUGGGGGAUGCAGGAGCUUUGGAUGCCGUCUGGCGGGAGCUGCAAGAUGCACAGGAACAUGAUGCCCGAGGCCGUUCCAUCGCCAUUGCCCGCUGCUACUCACUGAAGAACAGACACCAGGACGUCAUGCCCUAUGACAGUAACCGUGUGGUGUUGCGCUCAGGCAAGGAUGACUACAUCAAUGCCAGCUGUGUGGAGGGGCUUUCACCAUACUGUCCACCCUUAGUGGCCACCCAGGCCCCACUGCCUGGCACAGCUGCUGACUUCUGGCUCAUGGUGCAUGAGCAGAAAGUGUCUGUCAUUGUCAUGCUGGUGUCUGAGGCUGAGAUCGAGAAGCAAAAGGUGGCACGCUACUUCCCCACUGAGAGGGGCCAAUCCAUGGUGCAUGGAGCCCUGAGCUUGGCACUGAGCAGUGUCCGCACCACUGAAACCCACGUGGAACGUGUGCUGAGCCUGCAGUUCCGCGACCAGAGCCUCAAGCGCUCACUAGUGCACCUCCACUUCCCCACUUGGCCUGAAUUAGGCCUGCCCGACAGCCCAGGUAACCUGCUGCGCUUUAUCCAGGAGGUACACACGCAUUACCUGCACCAGCGACCCCUACACACGCCCAUCAUUGUGCACUGCAGCUCUGGUGUAGGCCGCACAGGAGCCUUUGCACUGCUCUAUGCAGCUGUGCAGGAGGUGGAGGCUGGAAAUGGGAUCCCCGAGCUGCCUCAGCUGGUGCGGCGCAUGCGGCAGCAGAGGAAGCACAUGUUGCAGGAGAAACUACACCUCAGGUUCUGCCAUGAGGCAGUGGUGAGACACGUGGAGCAGGUCCUACAGCGCCACGGGGUGCCCCCGCCAUGUAAAACCUUGGCCAGCAUAAGCAUCAGCCAGAAGGUAAGGAAGGUUCCCUGGGCUGCUGGGGCUUGUGAAUCUCUCUUCUCACCUAUUCUGUCUUCUCAGAAUCACCUUCCUCAGGACUCCCAGGAUCUCGUUCUCGGUGGGGACGUGCCCAUCAGUUCCAUUCAGGCCACCAUUGCCAAGCUCAGCAUCCGGCCCCCUGGGGGCUCGGAUUCCCCUGCUGCCAACAUGUCUGGCCCUGCAGAGCCUCCAGGCCCACCGCCAUCUAGCCUCCCAGAGCCAACCCCCAUCCCAGUCCCACCACCUUCCUCCCCACCCCCCAUUUCUUCACCCUUGCCUGAAGCCCCCCAGCCUGAGGAGGAACAGCCAGUAGCUGAAACCCCCAGCUUAGGGCCCCCCUCCUCCUCCCUGGAGCUGCUAGCCUCCUUGACCCCAGAGGCCUUCUCCCUGGACAGCUCCUUGAGAGGAAAACAGCGGAUGAGCAAGCAGAACUUUUUGCAAGCCCAUAAUGGGCAGGGUCUACGGGCUGCCCGGCCCACUGACGACCCACUCAGCCUUCUGGAUCCACUCUGGACACUGAACAAGACCUGAACAGCAGGCUUUGCCUGCCUGGUCCACACACUACGUCAUCUCUUCCACCCAAACGCCACAAGACUUCUGUGGGUGGGCACAGUCUCUUAACUCCCAUUCCUGCUGCCUUUAGCCCCACCAGGCCCAGCCGGCAGCCUUUUGGGUAGAGAUACUUAAGGCCCUGGGCCAGGUUCUGCUCCUUUGUGAGACUUGACAUUUUCCAGCUCUUUGCUAUUAAAUAAACGAACCUGUUCUGCUGUA